Molecule: messenger RNA, 723 nt
Organism: Cetraspora pellucida
Lineage: Eukaryota; Fungi; Glomeromycota; Glomeromycetes; Diversisporales; Gigasporaceae
Source: the annotation of a GenBank genome assembly
AUGCAACGCUCUAAACAUAACGCUCAUACCCCAACUCGCACUCCAUCUGACAAUGUCAGUCAACGCGUCAAUUCUAAUAACCCAAGUAAUAAUACUAACUCCGUUACAAACGCUAAUAGUAAUGGUUCUGUUGUAGAUAACAGAGAUUCUCAGCAACAAAAAGGUCUGGAAUGGAUGCUUGGUCUUUCUAUCCGAGUGAAAACUUCGACUGAUGACGAGUAUGAAGGUACCAAUUCUGGUGGAUCUCAGAAAUACGAUUUUCGAAUUUUAAAAAUUAACUUUCUUAAAGAUGUGACCCAACUCCAUAAUCGUAAAUCUUCUGUUGAUAUCAAUGCGAACAUUAAUUCUUCUACUACAAAUUCUUCCCAACAAACAAAUGUGGGUUAUGUACAAAUGGAUAGGAUUCAGGCCAAGGAAUUACAAUCAAUUAAGGAUACACAAGUUGCGUUGGCAAAAAUUGGUGUGGGUGUGACACAAGAAGCUCAGGAUAUUUUUGAUGCAAUGAGCAAGACAUUACCAUGUAGGUGGCAUAAAGAAUCAAUUAUAGUUCUAGAUGAGGUGAUUAUCAAUCCACCAUAUGAUAUAGAAAAUUGUAAAGCAAAUUUAGGCUCGACAGAAUUAUUGGCAAGAGUUCGAAAAGUGAAGGAGAGAAAAGAAGAUUGGCAAGCGGGCGCAGAGAUGCAAAUGGCUGGCUUGGCUCGACUAACGGCUUAUGUUAACUAA